Molecule: messenger RNA, 2686 nt
Organism: Grammomys surdaster
Lineage: Eukaryota; Metazoa; Chordata; Mammalia; Rodentia; Muridae
Exons: 10
Coding region: 1-2676 (891 amino acids)
Biological process (GO): nucleosome assembly
Cellular component (GO): nucleosome
Molecular function (GO): structural constituent of chromatin; DNA binding; protein heterodimerization activity
Source: RefSeq, a predicted model, not a curated record
AUGUCUGGACGCGGCAAAGGCGGUAAGGGCCUGGGCAAAGGCGGCGCCAAGCGCCACCGCAAAGUCCUCCGCGACAACAUCCAGGGCAUCACCAAGCCCGCCAUCCGCCGCCUGGCCCGGCGCGGAGGAGUGAAGCGCAUCUCCGGCCUCAUCUACGAGGAGACCCGCGGUGUGCUGAAGGUGUUCCUGGAGAACGUGAUCCGCGACGCGGUCACCUACACGGAGCACGCCAAGCGCAAGACCGUCACCGCCAUGGACGUGGUCUACGCGCUCAAGCGCCAGGGCCGCACCCUCUACGGCUUCGGCGUUAUGGCUCGUACUAAGCAGACAGCUCGCAAGUCCACCGGCGGCAAGGCCCCGCGCAAACAGCUGGCCACCAAGGCUGCUCGCAAGAGCGCCCCGGCCACCGGUGGCGUGAAGAAGCCCCACCGCUACCGCCCCGGCACCGUGGCUCUGCGCGAGAUCCGGCGCUACCAGAAGUCGACCGAGCUGCUGAUCCGCAAGCUGCCGUUCCAACGCCUGGUGCGCGAGAUCGCGCAGGACUUCAAGACCGAUCUGCGCUUCCAGAGCUCUGCGGUGAUGGCUCUGCAGGAGGCGAGCGAGGCCUACCUUGUGGGUCUGUUUGAGGACACCAACCUGUGCGCCAUCCAUGCCAAGCGUGUCACCAUCAUGCCCAAGGACAUCCAGCUGGCCCGCCGCAUCCGUGGAGAGAGAGCUUACUCAGCCGCCGAAGCCGUAGAGGGUGCGGCCCUGGCGCUUGAGCGCGUAGACCACGUCCAUGGCGGUGACGGUCUUGCGCUUGGCGUGCUCCGUGUAGGUGACGGCGUCGCGGAUGACGUUCUCCAGGAACACCUUCAGCACACCGCGGGUCUCCUCGUAGAUGAGGCCGGAGAUGCGCUUCACUCCUCCGCGCCGGGCCAGGCGGCGGAUGGCGGGCUUGGUGAUGCCCUGGAUGUUAUCGCGAAGGACUUUGCGGUGGCGCUUGGCGCCGCCUUUACCGAGACCCUUCCCGCCUUUACCCCGACCAGACAUAGUUACGAACAUUUGAAAGAGAGUUGGGGCAAUCAGAGAAGUUUCAUGGUACCGAUUUUCGACAUAGCUGUACAAAUUAAGACCGCUCCGGCUGCGCCUGCUGCUCCUGCACCUGUGGAGAAGACACCUGUGAAGAAGAAGGCGAAGAAAACCGGCGCCGCUGCUGGGAAGCGCAAGGCGUCCGGACCCCCGGUGUCCGAGCUGAUCACCAAGGCUGUGGCCGCCUCCAAGGAACGCAACGGCGUGUCCCUGGCUGCGCUCAAGAAGGCGCUGGCGGCCGUGGGAUACGAUGUGGAGAAGAACAACAGCCGCAUCAAGCUCGGUCUGAAGAGCCUGGUGAGCAAGGGUAUCCUGGUGCAGACCAAGGGCACCGGCGCCUCCGGCUCCUUCAAACUCAACAAGAAAGCGGCUUCCGGCGAGGCCAAACCCAAGACCAAGAAGGCAGGCGCGGCCAAGGCUAAGAAGCCUGCGAGCGCAGCCAAGAAGCCCAAGAAGGCGACCGGUGCCGCCACACCCAAAAAAGCGGCCAAGAAGACCCCGAAGAAGGCGAAGAAGCCCGCUGCGGCUGCCGGUGCCAAGAAAGUUUCCAAGAGCCCGAAGAAGGUGAAGUCUGCUAAGCCCAAGAAGGCAGCCAAGAGUCCAGCCAAGGCCAAGGCUCCCAAAGCUAAGGCUGCCAAGCCUAAGGCGUCUAAGCCCAAGGCCACCAAGGCAAAGAAGGCUGCCCCUCGCAAGAACCCUCUCCCCGCGGAUGCGGCGGGCCAGCUGGAUGUCCUUGGGCAUGAUGGUGACACGCUUGGCGUGGAUGGCGCACAGGUUGGUGUCCUCAAACAGACCCACAAGGUAGGCCUCGCUCGCUUCCUGCAGGGCCAUAACCGCAGAGCUCUGGAAGCGCAGCUGAAGGUGGCGCGGGAUGAUGCGCGUCUUCUUGUUGUCGCGAGCCGCGUUGCCCGCCAGCUCCAGGAUCUCAGCCGUCAGGUACUCCAGCACGGCCGCCAGGUACACCGGGGCGCCGGCGCCCACCCGCUCAGACGCCUGGUGCGCGAGAUCGCGCAGGACUUCAAGACCGACCUGCGUUUCCAGAGCUCUGCGGUGAUGGCUCUGCAGGAAGCGAGCGAGGCCUACCUUGUGGGUCUGUUUGAGGACACCAACUUGUGUGCCAUCCAUGCCAAGCGUGUCACCAUUAUGCCCAAGGACAUCCAGCUGGCCCGCCGCAUUCGUGGCGAGAGGGCGUACAGCGUCUUAAUUUUGAAAUGGGUUAUAAAUCAGGAUAACCACCACAGUGUGAGAGUGGACAUUCACACUCACCAUUCCUGUACUCGAAUGUGUAGAAGGAUGUCUGGACGUGGGAAAGGGGGGAAGGGCCUUGGUAAGGGCGGUGCUAAGCGCCACCGUAAAGUCCUCCGCGACAACAUCCAGGGCAUCACCAAGCCCGCCAUCCGCCGCCUGGCCCGGCGCGGAGGAGUGAAGCGCAUCUCCGGCCUCAUCUAUGAGGAGACCCGCGGUGUGCUGAAGGUGUUCCUGGAGAACGUGAUCCGCGACGCCGUCACCUACACGGAGCACGCCAAGCGCAAGACCGUCACCGCCAUGGACGUGGUCUACGCGCUCAAGCGCCAGGGCCGCACGCUCUAUGGCUUCGGCGGUUAAGGUUACCAAU